Polychytrium aggregatum is the source of this 2534-nucleotide messenger RNA. RefSeq names its product transporter ATM1, mitochondrial precursor. The transcript is spliced from 2 exons. Lineage: Eukaryota; Fungi; Chytridiomycota; Chytridiomycetes; Polychytriales. The coding region runs from base 205 to 2442 and encodes 745 amino acids. Gene Ontology annotation, cellular component: mitochondrial inner membrane. The record is from RefSeq and is a predicted model, not a curated record. Gene Ontology annotation, biological process: intracellular iron ion homeostasis; transmembrane transport. Gene Ontology annotation, molecular function: ATP binding; ABC-type transporter activity; ATP hydrolysis activity.
AUUUAUUCCGUCGCUUCGUCCGAGCCCACCCGCCUCCACCGCCGCUGCCUCUGCUGUUGGCUCUGGCAAAGUCACGCUCUGCCCAUACGGUCAUCUCAUCCGGCCAUCUCAUCCGGCCAUCUCAUCUGGUCCCUCAUCUGGCCAUCCCUGUCCAGCGGCUUGAAUCCUCGGUGCUUUCGCCUGAACCGCAUCUGGCCCGGAUCGAUGGUGCUGCCGGCACGUUUGUCCCUGCUGACCCGCUGCGGGUCUCUGUUCUGCUCUCGGGGAACCCGGGCUCCCAGAGCAGCGUCCGUCGCAAGCUCUAUCCCAACCCCAAGCAGCAUCUGGCCCGUCCGCACCUACGCAACGACGAGGGUCCACUUGCAACCGACCCGCCUCUUGUGUGGAGCUGCGCUGGCAUCGCCGGCCAGAGCAAUGCUGGGUUUGUACAGCCCCGGCAAGACCGCCGGUUCUCUGCUGCAGAUGACGACAGCCAGGCAUUACACUCCCGACAGGGCGGGCGAUCCAGCCCAGGCGACCAAGGCGAUCAAGACGACCACGGCAGGCAAGCCCACUCCCGCCCUCGGCAACCUGUCUCUUUCGUCACAGGGCACCCACGCCUCCCAGCACGAUCUCCAGAUCAUCCGCGAACUCACAAAGUACCUGUGGCCCAAAAACAACAUCGCCAUCCGGGCCAGAGUCGUCCUGGCCCUCAGUCUGCUCCUCGCCGGCAAGCUCUUUACGAUCUACGUCCCUAUUAGCUUCAAGCACAUCGUCGAUGCCCUCAACAUCACCCCCGAUCCCUCCAUGACGGUGAUGACCCUGGCCGGCACCAUGCUCCUCGCCUACGGCACAUUCCGCUUUGCCGGCUCGCUCUUUGGCGAGCUCCGCAACGCUGUCUUUGGACAUGUCGCCCAGAGAGCCAUCCGCUCCGCCGCCAAGGACAUCUUUUACCAUAUCCACAACUUGGACCUCUCCUUCCAUCUGUCGCGCCAGACCGGCGGGCUCACCCGCUCGAUCGACCGCGGUACUAAGGGCAUCAACCAGAUCCUGUCGUCGAUGGUUUUCCACGUCGUGCCGACCCUCUUUGAAAUCUCGCUGGUCUGUGGCAUCAUGGCGUACAACUUUGGACCCGGAUACGCCGGCGUGGCGCUGACAACCAUGUUUGCCUAUUCAGCCUUCACCUUCCUCACGACCUCUUGGCGCACCAAGUUCCGCCAGCAGAUGAACAAAGCCGAUAACGAAGCCGCAACCAAGGCCACGGACUCGCUGCUCAACUUUGAGGCCGUCAAAUACUUCAACAACGAGCGAUUCGAGAUGAAGCAGUAUGACAGCUCCCUGAAAAAAUACGAGGCUGCGGCCCUCAAGACCACAACAUCGCUGGCCUUCCUGAAUGCCGGCCAGAACUUUGUCUUCUCGGUUGCCCUGACGAUCAUCAUGUGGAUGUCGGCGCACGGGGUCAUCCAGGGAGCACUGACCGUCGGCGACUUGGUGAUGCUCAACGGCCUCCUGUUCCAGCUCUCGAUGCCUCUUAACUUUUUGGGAACCGUCUACCGCGAGACCCGCCAGUCGCUGAUCGAUAUGGACACCAUGUUCCGGCUGCACCACAUCAAAACAAAUGUGCCCGAGCGCGCCAACCCCAAGGAGCUCCAGAUCGUGCCGGGCACCUCGACCUCGUUCAUCGACUUUGACAACGUGUCGUUCGGUUACAGCCACGAUCGCCGCGUUCUGGACCAGAUCAGCCUGAAGAUCCCGCUUGGUGCCAGGGUUGCCUUUGUGGGCCCCAGUGGCUGCGGCAAGUCGACGAUCCUGCGACUCUUGUUCCGGUUCUACGAUCCCAGCCACGGCACAAUCCGGAUCAACGGCACUGACCUGCGUGACUACUCGCUGUCGUCGCUGCGCCAGGCAAUGGGUGUUGUGCCGCAGGACACGAUCCUGUUCAACAACACUCUUCGGUACAACAUUGCAUACGGCAAGAUUGGCAGCACGGACGAGGAAGUAAUUGCCGCUGCUCAGAUGGCCCAGCUCCACGACGUGGUCCAGACCUUCAAGGACGGAUACGACUCUCGGGUUGGCGAGCGCGGCUUGAUGGUCAGCGGAGGCGAAAAGCAGCGCGUGCAACUUGCGCGAGUGUUUUUGAAGGAUCCCCCGAUUCUCAUGUUUGACGAGGCCACCUCGGCCCUGGAUCUGACCACCGAAAAGUCGAUCAUGGAGGCCGUCCACACCUUCAUCGGCUCCGAGGCAGACUCGUCCAGCAAGAAGACGGCCAUUUUUAUCGCCCACCGCCUCUCGACCAUCAUGGACUGCGAUGUGAUAUUCGUGCUCAAGGCCGGGCGAGUCGUUGAGCAAGGCACGCACGACGAGCUUCUCCAGAUUGAGGGAGGUGUCUAUGCGGCCAUGUGGAACGCCCAGUCGAUCAGCGGCGGUAGUCUCGAGGACCCCGAGGAGGUCUUGACCCUGUAAUGCGUUUGCUGGAAGCGACGACAGGGAAGGGAGAGCGGCUGAACGUCCGCUCUGUGUGCUCUCUGAGCCAGAACACGAUUUACUUGACUUGA